Molecule: messenger RNA, 2080 nt
Organism: Magallana angulata
Lineage: Eukaryota; Metazoa; Mollusca; Bivalvia; Ostreida; Ostreidae
Product: prenylated Rab acceptor protein 1-like
Exons: 6
Coding region: 71-679 (202 amino acids)
Cellular component (GO): Golgi apparatus
Source: RefSeq, a predicted model, not a curated record
AAUAUUCUACGUACGAUCACUGAAAACUCCACGUCACACACUUGACAACUACCAACUUGGGAAUCGAAGUAUGACAGAUCAUUUUGGGUCUAAAUUGGAAGGAAAUAUAGAUAUUCCUGAAGGCGAACAAAACUUCAAAGGGUCAUUUUUGUCCUCUGCCUUACAAUCAAGGAUGUCUAUAUCACUUGCCAAUGUAAAUGCCAGAGAAUGGAUCACAAAGACCAGGGAAGGAGUGAAACCAUGGACAGAAUUCUUCAACUUCAACAAAUUCAAAGUUCCCAAGUCAGUGGCACCAGUUCCCAAGAGAGUGGUCCGUAACAUUGAACAGUUCCAGAGUAACUACCUGUUUGUAUUUGGAGGACUUAUUGUUUUCUGCAUUUUAACAUCGCCUUUACUAUUGGUGGCAAUAGCUGCCUGCUUGGGAGCCUGUUAUAUCAUAAGUUUGAAAAACCAGGAAAGAAAAGUUAGAGUGUUAGGAAGGGAAUUAAGUUUGGCCCAACAGUAUGCUGCGGUCGGUCUUUGCUCAUUUCCUCUCUUCUCAUUGGCCGGAGCUGGAUCUGCUGUUUUUUGGGUCAUAGGCGCCUCUUUCUUUGUGAUAAUGCUUCAUGCUUCCAUGUACAUGACUGCAGAGGAAGCUGAAAUGAUUGAACUUGAAAUGGAGGAGGUGCAAACAAUGUAAAUGACUUAUCAGUGAGAGGGAAGUUAUGUGUUCAAUCCGAUGGGAUUAAAUCAGCUCGCUAUGGAAUGUCACCAGUCCACCAUCAACGUCCAUCGAUCCUGCUUAUUAGAGAGGGAAACGCAACCCAUAUCCUGUUUGUAGUACAAUCUUUGUCAGACCAGGACAAUCCAUUUACAUAUGAAACAUAUUUCUUUACACAGAAACAUUUACACAAACAAUAUAUUUGCAUAUUUAUAUCUUUGGGAAUUUUUUUAUCAUAAAUUUCUUGCAUUCUUUGUUUUAAGAACAUUUGUACAUAUAUGCAUUUGAUUGUUAAUAGAUGUAUAUUGUCCAAGUUUUGCAUAAUGUAAGUUAUAAUUUUAUCAGGGUUUGAUAUUUGACACGAUAUGAAUAUGUAUGCCUGUAACUAAUACAGCCAGGGAACUUUUGUUUUUGUUUUUCUGUAAGAUCUGAAGUUAGUAUUUUUAUCUGGGUCAUCAAUCAAGGUUUAAACUGCCAAGAGACUAGCUGUGUCACUGCUGGUUUAAUGUCGACUAUCGUAACACAGAUCUCCAUGCCUUUGUCUGUCUCUCUGUUAGUGACCCAGUCACAUCAUUUGGAGCUUAUGUACAUCUGAAUCUGAACUAUUUAAAUCAAAAGCUACAAAUAACGAAGCUCUGUUACCUACCUAUAUACCGGUAUAUUGAGAAAUACAUGUACUUGCAUUUUGCUUGUGUUAUCUAUUAUAUAACAUUAUGUAGAUAAAGAUACUAGGUGAAAUGUCACCUUGAUGGGAUGUUCAUUUGAUAUCAGAGGUCAGUGUACAUUGAUAUGGUGUAGAUAUACUGGAUAUACCCAAUACUUGGAAUUACAUUAUUUAUUUUAUAUAUUAAAUGUCAAGCAGUGAUUAGAUAUCAUGUAAACAAAAUUUACAGAAAAGGUUUUUAGAAAAUGCUGAAAUAUCGAACCAGAAAUUUUCAAUCCUAAAAAAAAAUUGUGUGCCAUUGUAAAAUAAUUUAUAUAUAUAUGACCUCAUAACUUUUGUCUUUUAUUGAUAUAAUAUAUUUAAGAUAUGAAAAAUCUGUUUUGAAGUUUGUUAUCAGAUAUGUAUUUAUGCAUGACUUUUUCUUACAUGUAAUCAUGUUAUGGUAUAAAUUAUUUUGAAAAUAAAAAUUUUAAUGACUAAAAUACAAUCUUGUUAGUUUAUGAAUUAUAAUAUUCCAGGCUUGUAUGUGUUUAGGUGAAAAGACUGUUAAAAAAUAAUGUUUUUGUUUACAAUAUUUUAAAGAAGUAAUUUUGUCACACAAUGAAAAUGCCAAUAUUGCCUCAUAUGAAUUUGAUUUAAAAGGGCAUUCAAACCUUCUUCAAUUGAAACUUUCACUUGAAAAUAACCACGCGAAUUUCACGUCAUAUGAAUUGCAA